Messenger RNA from Stylophora pistillata, 2528 nucleotides. RefSeq lists its product as uncharacterized. Gene Ontology annotation, cellular component: cell cortex. Lineage: Eukaryota; Metazoa; Cnidaria; Anthozoa; Scleractinia; Pocilloporidae. The record is from RefSeq and is a predicted model, not a curated record. Gene Ontology annotation, biological process: imaginal disc-derived wing hair organization.
AACUAGCGAAUGAGGUUCAAGAAAACUUAUCAACAUGACAUGAUUACAAAGAUAUAUCAUCAGCUUUAGAAAGAUCUUCAUGCAUGACACGCAAAAAGUCCUUCUUUCGAUAUUUUGGUGCUUGCUUGAACAUCAAACCUGCGGAUUCAGGAAAUAAUCUUUUGACGGAAUUACCAAAAAGUGGUCUGUAUCGCAAGCGUGCGAAAACAGGGCGAGGGCUUGCAAACGACAUUCGCAUCAGCGACUUCCGGUCGGAAUGAAACAUACUUUCAAGGCUUAAGUUCCUGAACGAUCGACGAUCUCGGGGAGGGCGUUUUAGAAUCAGUACAGCCGUUACUAAAGCGAAUGUAAAGGAAAGCGAAAAUUUCAAAUAAUUCAAUGUGCUUCUUCAAGUCAAAGAGAAAAGAACGCCGAUACAAACACUAAAAUUUUGGGAAAUUCAUUUCUUCCUGUUGCAAGACUGCUACAAUACACAAUACAUGAUGAGGGAAAGAGUUGGACGAGAAUAUUUCUAGUCAAAGGGAAAAUUUCUAAAUCAGGACAGCUUGAUCUUUAAACGAAUUUUGGUCUUCGUAUGUAUGUUUAAGUCAACAUCUGCCCAAGCGCACCAAUGUUCCGUCUUCCGAUGGAGAAGUGGAGAUAAAAUAUCCUUCUACAAUUACACACAAACUUGUAAUUACGAAGAAAAUCCAUGCAGACAAAUGAACAGCAAGUUAAUUCCUUCGUCAAAAGGUUGUAUUUGUCAGUGCUUUAAAUCUCAUAGUACUUACAGAGAAGAUCUUAACACUUGUAUAAGAAACAAAGAAAGUCGCGAUGGGUGUACAUUACAUUUCAGUGGAGAAAGAGCUGAUAGUGUGCUAAGAAUAUUCGAUGGAUCAAGCUCUAUAAGGUUGUAUACUCUUCCAAGGGAGGACUGUGAUAUCACAGGAACAAGUUAUCUCACAGCAACUAGCUCUGCUGCAUGGAAAAAGUUCUUAAGAAAGCAGCCACCUUUUCGCAUUCACCACGAGGACACAAAAAUAGUUAAACAUGCUCACUUCCUUAAGUGGAAUGGAAGAAACCCACAGGUUCAGCGUCAGCUGUUUGGAAAGGUUGUUAAAGUCUUCUUACAAUGCACCAGUAGAAGAGACAGCAACAUCCCGAAAGAUUUGUGCAUUUUGUUCAAAGUCAGGGGCAGCACUCGUGUACCUUGUCAAGUAUCCAACCCAUCAUCACCAACAUUGAUGACAACACUUUCUAGUACCAGCCCAACCAAGAAUACAACAGAAAAAAAAGAUGGAGGUUUAACAGUUCCAGUCACGACUCAAAGAGAGGGUGCCACUACCCCAACUACAGAGCAGCCGUCAUUCUUAAAUGAGGGUGACAAAGAGUUCCAUGAUGUUGGUAGUAGUGGUCUUCCUGUUUGGCUCAUUGCAGUUGUUGCAGGUGGUGCUGUUAUUGUCACCUUGUCCUUCACUGCAACUUUAUGGAUUUGUUGGAAAAUGAAGCAAAGGAGUCGAAGAAAACGAAAAAAGAGCAGAGCAAGGCUUCAUGUUGGUAAUGCACUCUAUAAUCAAGAAGGUGAGACAGUUCUUCCCUAUACCCCACCUGAAGGCCAGCCAUCUGUUGAUGAAGCAGGUUAUGCAAAAGUAGGAAGUCCAAUGCGCAAGGGGUAUGCCUUCUUGAAACCUGCACCUGAUAGAUGUCGUUCAGAAUAUCAAAAGCUGAUUAAGCCAAAAGAAGAUCAUUCUGGUUAUUUACUUCCCCUGGAAGAAACAGGACACUCUGACUGUCAAUCAGAUGGAGCUAUUUACAGUGAACCCCAAAGUUCAAAACCACCUCAGGAUAAACCAAAGAAUAAAGACUAUGAUUAUGCUAAACCAGAAGGAAUCAUUGUCUUAACAGCAAGUCGCACAAGUUUGGACAAUCUUGAUUCACACAGACAUGCUGGUUCUGAGCACAAUGAAGGAGAUUAUGUUGCAACAAGAGAAGCUGAUGAUCCUUCAUCACCAAUAUAUACAACUGUCCAAGGACCUAAUUCACCUGGAUCACCAUAGGCCUCUUCAGAAGAGCCCUCACAAGACAAUGAGUGUAAUGAUUAUAUUGAAGUUCUCCCAGAUUGAGUGAUUGGAACAUAGAUGUAGACUACCUUAAGUUUACUUCUGCCAAAUGGAAAUUCCAUGGAGACCAGCUGACAGGGUUUCUAAUUGAAACCAGGCUGCAUCAGCCCCUUGAAAUACCUUCAUGUUAAUGUCCUCAUUAACGAUAGAAUCUUAUUUCUGAAUAUCAAGGACAGUCAUGCAGGUUGAUCUUUGAUAAACAUACAAAAAACCAACAAGAGGGGGUUAAGUCAUUUGGUGGAAUAAAAAAAAAAUUAUCUAUAAAAAUGAGAAAUAUGCCUCCUGGUUCCUGGAGAAUAAUAAGCUCAACAUAGAUUAGAAGAUAAGUAGAGAAGCUAGUCGAACAGUGGAAAUUUGUUAUUUAUAAUCCUUUAACUCUGCAGAUGUGAUUGUUAAUUCUCCCCUUUCCUUGUAAAUUAGUUACAAGAA